AUGGACGACUGGCACUCCAUUCGGCCCUGGAGACCCUCUCUCGCUUUGUCUGUCCGCGAAAUCACCUCCGUCUCCGUCACUUUCAUCCUCUCCUCUCCCUACUCCGCCGCAGACUCACCCGCCUCUUCUGACGACGGAUACGACCCCGCCCACGCCCAGCCCGAUGGCGACUCUGACGACUCCGACAGCGCAUCCGGCGCUGGCACCGCCCCGGCGCAGCCCCAGAUCGUCGCGGACGUGCUCAACAAGGGCCUGUCCGUGAAGGUCAACGGCAUCCCAUGGCAGCGCGUCCUCAUCCGCAUGGACGACGAGGUCGACGAAGCGGUCGUCAUCCUGUUUGGGCUCAUGCCUGGGCGACAGUACGAUGUCGAGCUCGGCGUCAUGCCCAGAGAGCGGUCCAUGAGGGGCCUCAUCACCACAGGGUCCGUCAUCCUGGCGAAGCGAUCCAUGAGCUGGGGACGUCUCUAUGCUGGACGUGCGAAUCUGCGAGCGUCGGGCAUUACCUUCAUUUUCGUUGUUGCGCAUGCGGGCGUGGCGUGUGCAGGCUGUCUGCGCGGCUUGUCCGACCGAGAGACGAUAGCAGUGACCUCAGAUCCCGCUUUCUCGGAGUCCGGACCAGGCCUGACCCUUCCGAGUUGCGCCAGCAAUCGCCAUUCGCUACCCCUGCGCCAAUUGCUGUGCCAGGCGCUGCGAUUGCCAACAACACUAUCUCUACGCUGGACGUGCGAAUCUGCGGGCGGUAGGAAUUACCUCCACUUUUCGUCGUUGCGCGUGCGGGCAUGGCUUGUGCAGGCUGCUCGUGCAGCUUGUCCAGCCUGUGCGCCGGAUCGCAUUGUUUACGCCAACGAGCGCACCGCGCGAUACCCGCCACCGGAGCAGCCUCCCCCCCCCUCAUCCGAGUAUCGGUCUAUGAGCUGGGGACGUCUCUACGCUGGACGUGCGAAUCUGCGCGCGUUGGAGGUUUCCCUCAUUCUCAUUGUUGCGUGUGCGGGCAUGCGUGUGCAGGCUGUCCAUGCCGAUGGUCUGGACUCUGCAGAUGGCAGAAAAAUUGGAACACGCGGGUUCCUUUUCAGAUAUGCUGAAAAACCCAAGGUCCACCCGGGAGGUCGAUUUUGGGGCGUUGCUUCCUUGGCCGCGGCGGGUGCAGGCUCUGUGUGGACUGGCUUCCUCCGCCGGGGGUUUAUUCUUGCAAGACCUGGUGCCGCGCCAGGCUGCCCGCUGCCACUGCCAUCAUAUAUGAUUACUAUCAGCGCGGUCUCAGCUUCUCAGCCGACCUGCCGAUGCGGGAUCUCGCUACCUCUUUGCAAUCCGACAGAUACCGAAGGCAACUCCGAUUCGUCAAUGGGCGAACUGCCAUCCGACGAUGCCCCCGGCUUCACCACCUCGCUCUCCGCCAGCACGUCCCAUCACGCAUCCAACCUAGCCACCGCACAUUCCUCGCCCUCGCCUCCCACAAACAUGUCCGCGUCCGCGUCCGCAUCCCCGACACCCGCGCCCGUGCCCGCGCCCCCGCCGCUCCUCACGCCCGAGGAACGGCACGCGCAGCUCGCGCACACCCUCGCGCUGCUCACCGCUGAGCACGCGCAGCUCGCGGCGGCGCUCAAGGCGGCGCGGCGCGACGCGCAGAAGGCGGACGCCGCCGUGCGCGCGGAGAUUGAGGCCCUGCGGCGUGCGGCGGAGCGCGGGGCGGCGCACGAGACGCGGGCGCGCCAGAAGAAGGCGCGGCGCGAGCGCGAGGAGGGCGAGGAGGGCGCGCUGAGGCGUGCGUUGGAGAGGCUGGCUGCGCGGCGGGAAAGGUUGGAGGGCGCUGCCGACGGCGAGGAGGGGGAGGGCGCGCGGGGGGUCAUUGGCGAGCUGGAGGAGCGGCUGCGGCGGCUGGAGGAGGAGCGCGAGCGGGUCGAGCGGGACCCGUGGGGGUACGAGGGCGAGGCGGGGAAUACGAGCGGCAGCACGGACAGUGCGCGGGAGCCCGACGACGAGCCUGCGCGGCAAGAGUAUCCGCACGAACAUCCGCAACACCAUUCCCCCGCGCACAGCGCACAUCAUGGCGUUCACGGACAUCACCCGCAUACGCGCAAGCGGCAUUCACAUCCGCACGCUAACCCACCGACGCAGACGCAGACGCAGGCACAGACACAGACACUCCGCGCGUCUCCGUCGCUCCCUCCACCAAAACCCAUCAGCCGCCCUGCGGCAGAUCCAGCGCCCAUCCCGCCGAUCCAGCGCCCCGCCCACGGCGCGCGGCUCUCGCUCCCCAACCAUCGCGAGCUGGGCGCGGGUCCCGGUGUCAUCCACCUGCAGCGGCCGGGCGCCCCGGGGCAAGGCCGUCUUCCUGCGGCGCAGACGGCGGGCUCGAGUUCCGGCUCCGGUUCUGGGUCGGGUUCUGGUUCGGGCGGCUCGUCUUCAGGGUCCUCGCCCGCGCCCGUGCCCGCCGCGAGCGCGUCGAAUCUGUCGAGCACUGCGCCGCCGUUCGAGCCCGUAGUCGGCGUCGGGGGCUCGACGGCGGGGCAUGUGUCCGGCAAGUUGGAGCUCAACCCGGGGAGCACGCCGUUCGCACCAGCAAAGUCGGCGGCGGCGCUUGGGCCGGUCGGUAGUGCGCGGGAGCGGUCACCGUCGCACGCAGGAAGGCCGCGGUAG
Messenger RNA from Postia placenta MAD-698-R-SB12, 2637 nucleotides. RefSeq lists its product as hypothetical. NCBI's taxonomy places the organism in Eukaryota, Fungi, Basidiomycota, Agaricomycetes, Polyporales, Adustoporiaceae. The record is from RefSeq and is a predicted model, not a curated record. Bases 1 to 2637 code for a protein of 878 amino acids. The transcript is spliced from 8 exons.